Lotus japonicus is the source of this 2289-nucleotide messenger RNA. RefSeq lists its product as uncharacterized. The transcript has 6 exons. Gene Ontology annotation, molecular function: DNA binding; protein dimerization activity. The record is from RefSeq and is a predicted model, not a curated record. The coding region runs from base 1 to 2289 and encodes 762 amino acids. Lineage: Eukaryota; Viridiplantae; Streptophyta; Magnoliopsida; Fabales; Fabaceae.
AUGGCUACCACUCAACAAAAUGAUGGAAGAAAUACUACUCCGGUUGAUGCUUCUCCUAAUGUUGUUGGGACACAAGAAGCGGCGGAAAACGCUGCUAAUGUUCGUGGGAAAAAAGAUCCUGCUUGGGAGCAUUUUGCAUUUCAAAAGGAAGGAAGGUCAUGUAUGUACACUUGCCUCUAUUGUGGAACGUCAUACAAAGGCGGGGGAAUAAAUAGAAUGAAGCACCAUCUUGCCGGCAUACCAGGUCAAAUAUUAGCUUGCAAGAAAGUUCCUCCUGAUGUUCGCCAUAGAAUGGUAGCUUUAUUAGAAAGUAUUGAACAAAAGAAAAAUGAAGCCAAGAAUAACCGCAAUGAAGCAUUUGGUGAUGGAGCUAUUGAUGAAGUUAGUCAUGAACUCAAUGCUUGUCCAACUGUAACACCAGCAUCUACUCAAAGCAAAGGAAAAAGGAAAGCUACUGGUGAAAUUGACAAUUACUUUGCUCCAAGAACGACUCCUGGAUCCCAACCAACACUUAAAAGUGUUUUGUCUAGUAAAGAAGCUGUACACAAAGCUAAGAUGGCAAUUGCUAGAUGGUUUUUUGAUGCUUGCAUUCCAUUUAAUGCAUUACAAUCACCAUAUUUUCAGCCAGCAUUGGAUGCAGCUGUUGCCAUUGGCUCUGGUUUUAAAGGUCCAUCUUAUGAUGAAUUAAGGGUCAACUUGUUAGGAGAUUGCAAGAAAGAGUGUCAGUUACUUGUUGAAAGCCACCGGGCCAAUUGGGCUAAGUAUGGAUGUACAAUCAUGGCUGAUGGAUGGAGUGAUCAACGACAAAGAACUUUGAUAAAUUUUAUGGUUUAUUGUCAAACAGGCAUGUCGUUUGUUAAAUCUGUGGAUGCGUCUGAUGUUGUGAAAGAUGCUUCAACAUUGUGCAACUUGUUUUCUGAAGUUAUUGAGUGGGUUGGACCUCAAAACGUGGUUCAUGUUGUCACAGAUAAUGCGGCUAACUAUGUAGCUGCCGGUAAAUUGCUUCAUCAGAAAUAUGAGAACAUUUUUUGGACUCCACGUGCUGCUCAUUGCAUAAAUCUCCUUUUGAAGGAUAUUAGUAGCUUGCCACAUAUUGCAGAUCUUGCCUCAAAAGCUUCUAAGGUGACUAUAUUUAUUUACAAUCAUAUGAUAUUUUUAUCUUGGCUUAGAAAAAGAAGUGGUUGGAAAGAAAUUGUUCGUCCAGGGGUGACUCGGUUUGCUACCACCUUUAUCACAUUGAAAAGUAUUUCUGAUCAUAAGUCUGAUUUGCAAGCUCUAGUUGUUAAUCAACACUUUAUUGGUAAUAAGUUAUCAACGGGUACAGCUGGGAAACGUGUUAGUGAAAUCAUUUUAGAUAAUAAAUUUUGGAGGGAUUGUGAGGUGGUGUCAAAUAUUGCAGCUCCCAUUAUCCGACUACUUAGAAUUGUAGAUGGGGAUGAAAAACCCUCGAUGGGCUAUGUUUAUGAUGGCAUGCAAAGGGCAAAGAACGCAAUCAAGCGGAUGUUCAGGGAUAAGAGUGAAUUGUAUAAGCCGUACACAGAUAUUAUUUCAGCUCGAUGGGAUAAACACCUGAAGCGUACUCUUCAUGCAGCAGCUUACUUUCUAAAUCCUGGAUUCUUUUAUGAUCCAAGUUUUGUUGAAAAGGAUAGAGUUGUGCAGUCACUUGUUGAUUUGUUGGAGGUGAAAAGUCUAUGUGCUAGCUUACCCAAAGCCCUUCUAGAGAUGAAUGUCUAUCGUGAGCGGAAAGAUUCAUUUAGUCGAGCAAGUGCUUUGCAAGCGGCAAGCCAAAUUCAACCCGCUCAAUGGUGGUCAAUAUAUGGGAGUAGUGCUCCAUUGUUACAAAAGAUAGCAAUUCGUAUUCUUAGUCAAACAUCAUCAUCUUCAGGGUGUGAAAGAAAUUGGAGUCUCUUUGAACGCAUCCAUACCAAAAAACGAAAUAGACUUGAACAUCAAAGGCUAAGUGAUCAUGUUUAUAUUACUUAUAACUUGCGUUUGAAGAAAAGGAGUGAAUUGAAGAAGAGAACUUAUGAUCCUGUUGAUUAUGAAUGCAUCAAUAAUGUUGACUUUUGGGUAGUUGAGGAAGAAGCACCUCCUGAGUUUGAUGAUAAUGAGGCUGAGCUUGUGAAUAACAUUUAUGAAGAUGAUGCAAGAGAUGUUGCAGGUGGUGAAGAAGUUGACAUUUCAGAGGAGCCACUGAUGGAGUCAGUUGAUUUUCAAAUUGAGGCAAAUGUUGAAUCAUCGCCGUUUGAUGGAAUAGAGUUCAAUCUUAAUGAUGUUAAUGAUUUUUGA